Molecule: messenger RNA, 4343 nt
Organism: Entelurus aequoreus (snake pipefish)
Lineage: Eukaryota; Metazoa; Chordata; Actinopteri; Syngnathiformes; Syngnathidae
Gene: jkamp
Product: jnk1/mapk8 associated membrane protein
Exons: 7
Coding region: 126-1055 (309 amino acids)
Biological process (GO): response to unfolded protein
Cellular component (GO): membrane
Molecular function (GO): ubiquitin protein ligase binding
Source: RefSeq, a predicted model, not a curated record
CGAAGAAGAAGUAGAUGUUGCGACAGAAAAAACGCUUGACGGCAGCGCCAAACUGCUUCCGCCUUGGACGUGCGAGGACUAUUAAAUAGCACAACAAUCGGGAUUAUCUUGAAAACAACCUCGCCAUGAUAGCAUCUGUGGCCAUGACUGCAACAUGCCCAGGCUUGUACUGCGGCAGGAUACUGUUCAACGGUUCUGUUGAGAGAGACUGUGGGGUUUGUCCUCGUGGAGAGCGGGCCAACGACCAGAAGGUGUGCGAACGCUGCACCGAGUUCCCCGAGCUUUACGAUUGGCUCUACCUGGGCUUCAUGGCCAUGUUGCCUCUCGUAUUGCACUGGUUCUUCAUUGAGUGGUAUUCGGGGAAAAAAAGUUCCAGUGCUUUCCUGCAACACAUCACUGCCAUGUUGGAGUGCAGCAUGUCGGCUGUGUUUACAUUGCUGGUGACCGAGCCCAUCGGGAUGCUCACUAUCCACUCCUGUCGGGUCCAGAUGCUGUCAGACUGGUACACCAUGCUUUAUAAUCCCAGUCCGGACUACAUCAACACUUUACACUGCACUCAGGAGGCUGUCUACCCACUAUACACGAUCGUGCUAAUCUACUACGCCUUCUGCUUGGUCUUGAUGAUGCUGCUGCGCCCGCUACUUGUUAAGAAGAUUGCAUGCGGUCUGGGCAAGUCGGACAGAUUCAAGAGCAUCUACGCUGCUUUAUACUUCUUCCCCAUCCUCACGGUGCUGCAGGCUGUCGGGGGAGGACUUCUCUAUUAUGCGUUUCCCUACAUCAUACUGGUCCUGUCUCUGGUCACUUUGGCUGUGUACAUGUCGGCCUCUGAAAUACAGUCCUUCAAGAACCUGGUUGCCAAGAAGAAGCGUCUGGUGGUGUUGUUCAGCCACUGGUUGCUGCACGCGUACGGCAUCAUCUCCAUCUCGCGCCUGGACAAGCUGGAGCAGGACCUGCCGCUGCUGGCCCUGGUGCCCGGCCCCGCCCUCUUCUACAUCGCCACAGCUAAGUUCACGGAACCCAGCCGAAUCCUGUCGGAGGGCGGAAACGGACACUGACCUUUUCUAACGACACGGACUCAUGGAAGCCAAUAUAUAAAAAUAUAAAUCUUUUCCAGCAUCGUUGCUUCAGUGAAAUGGUCUUUCCCGGUGUUCUGUCCAAUGGAGCUGCUUCCUCAAAUAAGAGCUAACUGGACACCAUUCAAUGGCGUCUUUUUAAUCACGCCCAUUUAGGUUACAAAUAACGCUCCCACUGUAGCAUCGCGGUUAAUAAGCAACGUAAUUACCCUAAAUUCCAAACUAGAAGCCGCUACUUUUUUCUUGCACUUAAUUAACUUACAAGACGAUGGAUUUCCCUUCGCUGACGGCCGUAAUAGAAAUAGUUUGGAAAAAAACAAAACAAGCAAAAAACAUUGAGAAGGUGUGUUAUUGUUUGUGCUACGGCGCCAUCUUUCGGACAAGUUCGCUCACUGCAGCUGCUGCAGUGUCCUUCUAUUUAGCGCCAGUCAAUCUUCGGGCCGUCCACAGCGUUUCUACUCGCAUGGAUUCUUCAUUCAUCACUCCGAGCAACCUUUGUAAGUUUUACAAUAUAACUAAAACUGUUCAUACUUACUAAAGCGUCCCAUGUGUGACGUCUGUAGGAGGGUUUUCAUGCAUAUUUGCACGUGCUAUCAAUUGCACGAGCUAAUAUGCUAACACGUUUACGAGUGUCUGAGUUAGUAUUAUUAACUUACGACAUUAUUUUUUUGUAUUGUUUUCAAUUCCACAAAUUCCUCAGUAAGUUCACCAAAACGUCACCGUGGAGUUAUUGAGUCUGUUUAAGCUGAUCGGAGAGCUAGCUUGUGCAGCUAGCGGGUCCAUGACGACAGGUGCUCUCCGGUUUAGAGCUACGAACCGGAAGUACAAUUGCCGUUCCAUCUUCUAAGUUAUCCAUAGCGUUUCUACUCGCCUUUCAUCACUCCAAGCGACGUUUGUAAAUUUUACAAUAUAACUAAAACAAUUGGUACUUACUAAACAGUCCCACGUGUGAUGUCUGUAGGAGUGUUUUCAUGCAUAUUUGCACGUGCUAAGAUUAGCUAAUAUGCUAACAUGUUUACAAGUGUCUGUGUUAGUAUUAUUAACUUACAAUCGCAUCCUUUUUGUGUUGUUUCACUUUCACAAAUUCCUCAGUAAACUCACCAAAACGUCACCGUGGAGUUAUUGAGUCUGAUUAGCUGAUUGGAGAGCUAGCGUGCGCAGCUAGUGGGUCCAUGACGACGACUUCUGUUUUGUUCGAUCAGCCGUUUUACUGCCCUGUCACAGACACGGUUUGGAAACAAUUAAGGUAUGUAAAUAAAUAUUUAUCUUUUCUGUGUAAAUAGCUAAUUUCCAUACAUUUUCUACCGCUUGUCCCUUUUGGGAUCGUGGGGGGUGCAAUUUCACAACGUAUAUAUCUGCGGCUAAUAUAUGGAAAAAUAUGUUUUUCUUCUAAAAAUUUGCGAAAAAAACGUUAUUUUGCAUUCAGGCUACUGGUUUUAGGCAACAUUUUGAUUGAUUGAUUGAGACUUUUAUUAGUAGAUUGCACAGUACAGUACAUAUUCCGUACAAUUGACCACUAAAUGGUAACACCCCAAUAAGUUUUUCAGCUUGUUUAAGUCGGGGUCCACGUUAAUCAAUUCAUGGUAAUUGCUAGCUAAUAAACAUGACUUUUUUUAAGAGGCUGAACUCUUUCAGAAAUGACUCUUGCAGCAACUGUCGUUGUUGACAUGCCUGCUGGUCAGAAGAUACACUGAAAGAAAUGCUCAGCAGCGUCGGGUAUGACUUUGACUGGUAGCGGACUUGGACAGAACACCAGAAGGACAGUUAAUGGGCACUUCCUCAAUAAACAUUUAAAAAGAUCGAGAAUAAUGUCUAAAAUCAAAAAUAUGGCAUGUUUUACUUACUUGAUAAUACAUUAAAACAUACUGUACAUAUACAAGUACAUAUACAUAUGCACAUAAUCAUGUUUCAUCAAACAUAAAUUAACGUUGUUGCCCUAGGGCAGGGGUCGGCAACCCAAAAUGUUGAAAGAGCCAUAUUGGACCAAAAAUACAAAAACAAAUCUGUCUGGAGCCGCAACAAAUUAAAAGCCAUAUUACAUACAGAUAGUGUGUCAUGAUAUAUAAAUGUAAUUAAGAGGACUUAAAGGAAACUAAAUGAGCUCAAAUAUAGCUACAAAUGAGGCAUAAUGCUGCAAUAUGUACAUAUAGCUAGCCUAAAUAGCAUGUUAGCAUCGAUUAGCUUGCAGUGGCCAACUAUGUCUGAUUAGCACUCCACACAAGUCAAUAACAUCAACAAAACUCACCUUUGUGUAUUCACGCACAACGUUAAAAGUGUGGUGGACAAAAUGAGACCGAAAAAGAAGUGGCAUAAAACACGUCCUAGAAAGUCGGAGAAAGUUGUACAUGUAAACAAACUAUGGUAAGUUCAAGGACCGCCAAAAUUUGUAGGACAAAAUGACGCUCGCCAAAUACUCGAAUCAGUGAAGCAUGUUUAAUACAAACAGUGUGAUUUAUAACAAUUAGAAAGGUUUGUGUCAUGUUUGUCCUCUGACAGAAACCAUACUAAAACAAAAAAAUAGAUUUUUUUUCCCCUCAUCUUUUUCCAUUUUUCAUACAUUUUUGAAAAAGCUCCAGAGAGCCACUAGGGCGGCACUAAAGAGCCGCUAGAGCCGCGGGUUGCCGACCCCCGCCCUAGGGUAAACUGGGUAUAACACAUGGCACACUGACAAAGCUUAACCUAUUGUUACUAUAACAAUCUACAAGGUUAAUAUAGGUUGCUUCUCUUUCUUCCCCUCCAUUUUUCUGCAUUCUUUUGUAUCUCUAGUGAUCAUCACGUACAUGUAUUGUUGCAUUUCAACAACUGUAUUGUUGAUAAUAGAGAUCAAUUAUUGGUAUUGUUCAUUAUCAAUAGCGCUAGCUCUCCAAGUCAAACACCCCCCCCAAAAAAAAAGGUAAUUUACAAAUAAGAUGGCAUGUACUUGUAAAUUUAGAUGUAUAUAUUUUGAAAUUGCCUAAGUUUAAGUAGCGUGAAAGAAGACAACAUGUCCACAACACUGAUAUAUUCCUUCUUAAGAAUGCAAUAUGUAUGAAGGAAAUGUACAUAAUGUCAAUAUUUCAACCCACUAAGAUAUAUGUUACAUAGAAGCAAGUGUUAGAUUUGAUCAUGUGAUAGAAUCAUUGUGCUCAGUGGACAUUCUAUCCGUAUUCUGGUCAAUGUAAACAAACAUUUUAAGCGCACAACCAUCCACGUGUCCACACUUUUGGACUGUAGGGCCAAAAGCCGGAGUAACUGUACAUAUACAUUAUUUAAAUAAACACGUUUCAGUGA